Phaeoacremonium minimum UCRPA7 is the source of this 3303-nucleotide messenger RNA. Its product is annotated as putative pyruvate carboxylase protein. The transcript has 7 exons. The record is from RefSeq and is a predicted model, not a curated record. Gene Ontology annotation, cellular component: cytoplasm. NCBI's taxonomy places the organism in Eukaryota, Fungi, Ascomycota, Sordariomycetes, Togniniales, Togniniaceae. Gene Ontology annotation, molecular function: ATP binding; metal ion binding; pyruvate carboxylase activity. Gene Ontology annotation, biological process: pyruvate metabolic process; gluconeogenesis. The coding region runs from base 1 to 3303 and encodes 1100 amino acids.
AUGGCCGACAACGGGACUGCGUCCCAGUAUGAGGACGUCUUUGAGGAUGGCGUUGCGCCGCCUCAGACCAUUCAUCGCAUCCGUGCCAAUUCCACCAUCAUGCAAUUGAACAAGAUCCUCGAGGCCGACGAAGCCUACGUCAUUGGUAAGCGCGGACAGUAUACUCCAGUUGGAGCUUAUCUCGCUGGCGACGAGAUCAUCAAGAUUGCCCUGGAGCAUGGCGCCCAGAUGAUCCAUCCUGGCUAUGGGUUCCUCUCCGAAAAUGCAGAAUUCGCUCGUAAUGUCGAGAAGGCGGGUUUGAUUUUUAUCGGCCCCUCUCCAGAUGUUAUCGACGCCCUUGGUGAUAAGGUCUCUGCCCGAAAACUUGCCAUCGCUGCCGAUGUCCCCGUCGUCCCCGGUACAAAAGGUGCGGUUGAGAAGUUUGAGGAGGUGAAGUCCUUCACGGAUCAAUAUGGCUUCCCCAUCAUCAUCAAGGCAGCAUAUGGCGGUGGUGGUCGUGGCAUGCGUGUUGUGCGAGACCAGGAGUCGCUCAAGGAGGCUUUUGAGCGAGCUACUUCUGAGGCCAAGUCUGCUUUUGGCAAUGGCACUGUCUUUGUUGAGCGUUUCCUCGACAAGCCCAAGCACAUUGAGGUCCAGUUGCUUGGAGACAACCACGGCAACAUUGUCCAUCUGUACGAGCGUGACUGCUCAGUCCAGCGAAGACAUCAGAAGGUCGUCGAGAUUGCCCCGGCCAAGGAUCUUCCUACCGAAGUUCGUGAUGCUAUCCUGAACGACGCUGUCAAGCUGGCCAAGUCCGUCAACUACCGCAACGCCGGUACCGCUGAGUUCCUGGUCGACCAGCAGAACCGCUACUACUUUAUCGAGAUCAAUCCCCGUAUUCAAGUCGAGCACACUAUCACCGAGGAGAUUACCGGCAUCGACAUUGUUGCUGCUCAGAUUCAGAUCGCUGCGGGCGCUACCCUUCAGCAGCUUGGCCUCACCCAGGACCGCAUCUCGACCCGCGGCUUCGCCAUUCAAUGCCGAAUCACCACAGAAGAUCCAUCGAAGGCGUUUCAACCCGAUACCGGGAAGAUUGAAGUAUACAGAUCCGCUGGCGGCAAUGGUGUUCGUCUCGAUGGUGGCAAUGGGUUUGCAGGGGCUGUCAUUACACCAUACUAUGACUCGAUGCUUUGCAAGAUCGAUGAUACUCCACAGCUAUUCGAUCUUGUCAGUGGUCAGAAUCGCGCACAAAAAUUGUUGGCUUACCUCGGAGAUCUUGCCGUCAACGGCAGUAGUAUCAAGGGUCAAGUUGGUGAGCCAAAGUUCAAAGGUGAUAUCAUUCACCCUGUGCUCUUGGAUGAGGCUGGUAACAAGAUCGAUGUUACCGAGCCAUGCCAGAAGGGUUGGAGACAGAUCAUUGUCGAGCAAGGACCCAAGGCGUUCGCCAAGGCUGUUCGUGAAUACAAGGGAACUCUGCUUAUGGACACCACUUGGCGAGAUGCUCAUCAGUCUUUGCUGGCAACUCGUGUCCGUACUGUGGAUCUUUGCAACAUUGCCAAGGAGACGAGCCAUGCUCUCGCGAAUCUCUACAGUCUAGAAUGUUGGGGAGGCGCAACUUUUGAUGUGGCAUAUCGAUUCCUUUACGAGGAUCCUUGGGAUCGUUUGAGGAAAAUGCGCAAGCUGAUUCCCAACAUUCCCUUUCAAAUGCUUCUUCGAGGCGCCAAUGGCGUUGCAUACGCGUCUCUUCCCGAUAAUGCCAUCGAUCAAUUUGUCGACCAAGCAAAGAAGAACGGCGUAGACAUUUUCCGAGUUUUCGAUGCUUUGAACGAUAUCGACCAGCUUGAGGUUGGUAUCAAGGCCGUUCACAAGGCUGGAGGUGUUGUUGAGGGCACAGUCUGUUACAGUGGAGAUAUGCUCAACCCCAAGAAGAAGUACAACUUGCCAUACUACCUUGACCUGGUUGACAAGCUUGUUGCUCUCGACAUCCACGUUCUCGGCAUCAAGGAUAUGGCCGGCGUCUUAAAGCCUCACGCUGCCAAGUUGCUUAUUGGCUCUAUUCGAAAGAAGUACCCGGAUCUACCAAUCCACGUCCACACUCACGACUCAGCGGGUACCGGUGUGGCCUCGAUGGUUGCUUGCGCUCAGGCCGGUGCCGACGCCGUUGACGCCGCUACGGACAGUAUGUCUGGUAUGACUUCUCAGCCCAGCAUCAACGCUGUACUGGCUUCUCUCGAGGGCAGCGACCUCGACCCGGGCCUGAACGUUCAUCAUGUCCGAGCCCUUGACACCUACUGGCAGCAACUCCGCCUUCUCUACUCGCCAUUCGAGGCUCACCUUGCUGGACCAGAUCCUGAGGUCUACGAGCAUGAAAUUCCAGGCGGCCAGCUAACCAACAUGAUGUUCCAGGCUCAACAGCUUGGCCUGGGUUCACAGUGGCUCGAAACCAAGAAGGCGUAUGAGCACGCCAAUGAUCUUCUCGGCGACAUCGUCAAGGUCACGCCAACUUCCAAGGUUGUUGGCGAUCUGGCUCAGUUUAUGGUCUCCAACAAGCUCUCCUCGGAGGAUGUGCAAGCGAAGGCAGCUGAGCUAGAUUUCCCUGGCUCAGUUCUAGAAUUCUUCGAGGGUAUGAUGGGUCAACCAUACGGCGGAUUCCCCGAACCCCUCCGCAGCAAUGCUCUCCGUGGUCGCAGGAAGCUUGACAAGCGGCCGGGUCUCUUCCUCGAGCCCGUCGACUUCGGCAAGGUGAAGCGCGACCUUGCUAAGAAGUUUGGUGGUGGCGUUACUGAGUGCGAUGUCGCUUCGUAUGUCAUGUACCCCAAGGUCUUCGAGGAUUACAAGAUGUUCAUUCAGAAGUACGGCGACCUGUCAGUUCUGCCCACCAAGUACUUCCUUUCGAAGCCUGAGAUUGGCGAGGAGUUCCACGUUGAGCUUGAGAAGGGUAAGGUUCUCAUCCUUAAGUUGCUUGCCGUCGGUCCUCUUAGCGAGAACACUGGCCAGCGUGAGGUCUUCUACGAAAUGAAUGGGGAAGUCAGACAAGUCACUGUCGACGACAAGCAAGCGAGCGUCGAAAACGUCAGCCGACCCAAGGCCGACCCCAGCGACUCCAGCCAGGUCGGUGCUCCGAUGGCUGGUGUGUUGGUUGAGCUUCGAGUCAAGGACGGAUCCGAGGUCAAGAAGGGCGAUCCUCUUGCCGUUCUGUCUGCGAUGAAGAUGGAAAUGGUCAUCUCUGCCCCGCACAACGGCAAGGUCUCUUCACUAAUGGUCAGGGAAGGCGACUCUGUCGACGGAACUGAUCUAGUUUGCAAGAUUACAAAGGCUGCCUAA